This is a messenger RNA of Elaeis guineensis (African oil palm), 2564 nucleotides long. The record is from RefSeq and is a predicted model, not a curated record. NCBI's taxonomy places the organism in Eukaryota, Viridiplantae, Streptophyta, Magnoliopsida, Arecales, Arecaceae.
UCCCAGCAAACCCAAUAUUUCGCUCCUCUCCCCUCGCACGUGCGACGGCUAGGUUUCCAGCUCUCCCGAAGAAAAAGUGUUCGGAGAUUAGUAUCUAUUACGAAGAAAUGGCGGAGGUGGUCUCCAUGGCCGAUAUAGAAGCAACUGCUCAGCGUCAUGGAAUCGAUCUAUCUUCAGUUGAUUUGGAUUCGAUCCAACUACCUCCGGGAGAGGAUUUCGGCAUCAAAAGUGACGAUGAUGAGGAUAUCCACGAGGAGGAUUCUUUGGAAUUUGAGGCUGGGUUUGGGAACAUCAUUGUGGUGGAUAAUCUGCCGGUGGUUCCUCCAGAGAAAUUCGAGAAGCUUGAGGGUGUUAUCCGGAAGAUAUACAGUCAGACUGGCGUGAUAAGAGAGGGAGGACUUUCGAUGCCAAUGAAUCCGGAUACCCAAAAGACUCUGGGAUAUUGCUUCAUCGAGUACAAUACACCUCAGGAAGCAGAACUUGCAAGGGAAAAGACAAAUGGUUAUAAGUUGGACAAGUCACACAUAUUUGCUGUUAAUUUGUUUGAUGACUUUGAAAAGUACAUGAAGGUUCCAGAAGAGUGGACCCAUGCCGAAAUUAACCCAUACACUCCUGGGGAAAAUCUACAGCAGUGGCUAACCGAUGAGAAGGCUAGGGAUCAAUUUGUUAUUCGUGCUGCUACAUUUACUGAAGUUUUCUGGAAUGACCCCAGGCAACUGAUGCCCGACCUUGUUUAUCGUCGUCAGUACUGGACAGAGAGUUUUGUCCAGUGGUCUCCUCUUGGGACAUACUUGGCAACAGUUCAUAGGCAGGGUGCUGCUGUCUGGGGAGGUGCUACCACAUUUAACCGUUUAAUGCGUGUUGCCCAUCCACAGGUCAAGCUGAUUGAUUUCUCUCCUGGGGAGAAAUACUUGGUCACAUACAGUAGCCAUGAACCUAGCAAUCCUCAUGACACACAUAGAGUUGUACUAAAUAUUUUCGACGUGCGAACUGGAAAAGUGAUGCGAGACUUCAAAGGAAAUGCAGAUGAAUUUGCAGCUGGUGGAAGUGGCGGUGUUUCUGGAGUUUCAUGGCCUAUAUUUAGGUGGGGUGGUGGCAGGGAAGACAAAUAUUUUGCUAGAAUCGGGAAGAAUGUGAUUUCUGUUUAUGAAACAGAGACUUUUACACUGAUUGAUAAGAAGUCUUUGAAAGUUGAAAAUGUGAUGGACUUCUCUUGGUCUCCUACUGAUCCUAUAGUAGCGCUGUUUGUUCCAGAGUUAGGUGGUGGAAACCAGCCUGCCAGGGUAAGUCUUGUUCAACUUCCUGGCAAAGAGGAGCUAAGGCAGAAAAACCUUUUUAGUGUCAGCGAUUGCAAAAUGUGUUGGCAGAGCAAUGGAGAGUACCUUGCUGUCAAGGUUGACAGGUACACCAAAACAAAGAAGAGCACCUAUACUGGCUUUGAGCUCUUCCGCAUCAAGGAAAGAGAUAUCCCAAUUGAGGUCCUUGAGCUUGAGAAUAAGAACGACAAGAUAGUUGCCUUUGCAUGGGAGCCUAAAGGCCACAGGUUUGCAGUUAUUCAUGGUGAUGGUCCUCGGCCCGACAUAAGCUUCUAUUCCAUGAGAACUGCUCACAACACUGGUCGGGUCUCCAAGAUUACAACUCUCAAGGCCAAACAGGCUAAUGCACUCUAUUGGUCUCCUGGUGGCCAUUUCAUUGUACUUGCGGGGUUGAAGGGUUUCAAUGGCCAAUUAGAGUUCUACAAUGUUGAUGAAUUAGAGACUAUGGCAACAGGGGAGCAUUUUAUGGCUACUGACAUUGAGUGGGAUCCUACGGGAAGGUAUGUUGCAACCUCUGUUACUUCUGUCCAUGAGAUGGAAAAUGGUUUUCAUAUAUGGUCCUUCAAUGGAAAGCUUCUCUACAGAAUUCCGAAGGAUCAUUUCUAUCAGUUCUUAUGGCGACCAAGGCCACCAUCAUUUUUGAGUGCUGAGAAAGAGGAAGAGAUCGCCAAGAACCUGAAGAAGUACAGCAAGAAGUAUGAAGCAGAGGACCAGGAUAUGUCCUUGCAAUUGAGCGAGCAAGACAGGAAGAAGAGGAAAAUGUUGCAGGAGGAAUGGGAUGCGUGGGUGAGCAAAUGGAAGCAGUUGCAUGAGGAAGAAAGGGAGCUGAGGUUACAGUUGAGGGAUGGGGAGGCCAGCGAUGAGGAGGAGGAAUAUGAAGCCAAAGAGGUGGAAGUUGAGGAGGUAUUAGAAGUUCAAGAAGAGGUUGUUGCAUUUGAUUUGGAUCAGGAAUGAGUCUUAAGAACGAUUUUGGUGAUUUAAGUCUUUGAGCCUUCUGUAUCAAAACUUUCACAUAAACCAAGAGCUGUCAACGAAAUUUAUUUGACCAUUAUAUUUUCUAGCUACCUGCAAGUGCAUUAAUUGAAUUGUGGCUCGAGUAUCAGAACUUGAGCUAAGUGGUGUGUGGACGCUCAAAAACAAUUUUUUUGAUGCUGUCUUAACCUUCUCAUUUUUUUUUAAACAUCAGUCUGUAAGGAGAACCUGGACGUAUAUAAGCCAAAGAAAGAUGUUGUAGUGAGACUGCUGCUA